This is a messenger RNA of Condylura cristata (star-nosed mole), 1559 nucleotides long. RefSeq names its product prostaglandin E synthase 2 (gene PTGES2). Gene Ontology annotation, cellular component: mitochondrion. The coding region runs from base 6 to 1124 and encodes 372 amino acids. Gene Ontology annotation, molecular function: prostaglandin-E synthase activity. The transcript is spliced from 7 exons. The record is from RefSeq and is a predicted model, not a curated record. Lineage: Eukaryota; Metazoa; Chordata; Mammalia; Eulipotyphla; Talpidae.
CUAACAUGGCCCAGGCCGCGCGGAUGCUGUGGUCCGGCGUGCGCUCGGUGGCCUGGAGGCUGGGUGGUCGCCCGUGGCCCGGGCUCCCCGAGAGUGGCCGGGCCGGCUUCGCCGGGACAGCUGGAGGCCCGGGCCCGGCCGCCACAACUCUUAAGGGGAGCCCGCGGCUCCUGGGGGCGGCGGCGCUGGCCCUGGGGGGCGCCUUGGGGCUGUACCAGACGGCUCGGUGGCACCUGCGUGCCCAGGACCUGCGCGCCGAGCACUCGGCCGUGCAGCUCUCCCUGUCCAGCAGACUGCAGCUGACCCUGUACCAGUACAAAACAUGUCCCUUCUGCAGCAAAGUCCGCGCCUUCCUCGACUUCCACGCACUGCCCUACCAGGUGGUGGAGGUGAACCCAGUGCGCCGGGCAGAGAUCAAGUUCUCCUCCUACAGAAAGGUGCCCAUCUUGUUGGCCCAAGAAGGAGAGAGCUUGCAACAGCUGAACGACUCCUCCGUCAUCAUCAGCGCCCUCAAGACCUACCUGGUGUCAGGGCAGCCCCUGGAAGACGUGGUCACCUACUACCCGCCCAUGAAGGCCGUGAACGAGCAGGGCCGGGAGGUGACAGAGUUCUGCAACAAGUACUGGCUCAUGCUGGACGAGACGGAGGCCCAGCGCCUGUACGGGGGCAAGGACGCGAGGACGGAGGAGAUGAAGUGGCGGCAGUGGGCGGACGACUGGCUGGUGCACCUGAUCUCCCCCAACGUCUACCGCACGCCCGCCGAGGCGCUGGCCUCCUUCGACUACAUCGUCAAGGAGGGCAGGUUCGGGGCCGUGGAGGGCGCUGUGGCCAAGUACGUGGGCGCUGCUGCCAUGUACAUCAUCAGCAAGCGGCUCAAGAGCAGGCACCACCUUCAGGAUGACGUGCGUGAGGACCUCUAUGAGGCCGCCGACAAGUGGGUGGCAGCGGUGGGCAAAGACCGGCCCUUCAUGGGGGGCCAGAAGCCGAACCUGGCUGACCUGGCCGUGUACGGGGUGCUGCGCGUGAUGGAGGGCCUGGAGGCCUUCGACGACCUGAUGCGCCACAGCCGCAUCCAGCCCUGGUACCUGCGGGUGGCGAAGGCCAUCGCUGAGGCCCCCCAGUGAGCGGGUGGUGGACGAUGCGGGCUUCCCAGGACCUGAGCCCAGGCCUGCCCCGCGCCGUGCGGGCAGGAGCGCGCUGCCUCUGCCCCGAGCCGGGGGCCCUGCUGGAUCGCUUGGGCCAAGGCCAGGCUUACUCAUUGCAGCUCACCGUCCCCCAAGGGGCGCGGGGUGCCCGCCUCCUGCCCUGCCCCCAUCCAGGGACUGCCCCACUCCCGCUGGGCCUCUGCCCUCCAGCCACUCUGCGACUCUGGCUGCCCCAGAGAUCCUCUGUGGUUGGGAAUCGCGUCGGACUCCUGCGCGGGACCAGGAAAGGAGGGACAGUGGGCUUGGGGGGCCUGCCCUUCCCAGGCGCCCUGGAGCUGUGUGUUUGUUGGCAAUAAAGCAGUGCCACCCCUGUGGGGGCGCCGUGCGACCCGAGGUCACUGGGAGCCGGGGCAA